Molecule: messenger RNA, 1757 nt
Organism: Peromyscus leucopus (white-footed mouse)
Lineage: Eukaryota; Metazoa; Chordata; Mammalia; Rodentia; Cricetidae
Product: nocturnin-like
Biological process (GO): circadian rhythm
Molecular function (GO): poly(A)-specific ribonuclease activity
Source: RefSeq, a predicted model, not a curated record
AUGCCAAUGUGCCGCCGCCGCCGCCCUCGCCGCCACUGUGUCCACCUCCCGCUCUGCUCGACAGCUCCGCGCACCGAGGGACGUGGAGGCAGGAGCCCCCCAGCGACCCCUGGCUCCUGCGCGCCCUCCGCACCCCACCCCACCGCUCGUUCCUGCUCCGCCUGGCUCAUCAGCAGCAGCUGCGGAGGAGGAGGAGGAGGAGUAGGAGGAGGAGUAGGAGGAGGAGGCGCCCCCCCGGCAUGUAUCAGAGCCCAGGGGGGGGGACGCCCUGCUCAGGGACGCCCCGGCCUGCGCCUCACGCUUGCGCCCAGCCCGUGCCUCAUGCUCGCGGCGCUCCGGCCCCCGCCCACGUCCCCGCGACUGCAGGCGGUGGCCUCGGGUGCGGCGAGGUCGCGUCGAACAGGGAGUUCCAUGGGCAAUGGCACGGGUAGACUCUACAGUGCUCUCACCAAGACCCUCAACAGCAGUGCAGCCGUCCAGCACCCCAAGUAUCUGGUGUCCGCUGUCCCCGAUCAUCUGGAGCCCAUCGAUCCUAAGGAACUUCUGGAGGAGUGCAGUGCAGUUCUGCACACUCGGCUACCCCGCCACCAGAGGGACUUCGUGGACCUGAGGACAGACUGUCCUAGUAGCCACCCUCCCAUCAGAGUUAUGCAGUGGAACAUCCUUGCCCAAGCUCUUGGAGAAGGCAAAGACAACUUCGUACAGUGCCCUGUUGAAGCACUCAAGUGGGAAGAAAGGAAAUGCCUUAUCCUGGAGGAAAUCUUGGCUUACCAACCAGACAUCUUGUGCCUCCAAGAAGUAGACCACUAUUUUGACACCUUCCAAUCACUCCUCAGCAGACUGGGCUACCAAGGCACAUUUUUCCCCAAGCCCUGGUCACCAUGUCUCGAUGUGGAACACAACAAUGGACCAGACGGCUGUGCUUUAUUUUUCCUCCAAAACCGUUUCAAGCUCAUCAACAGCACCAAUAUCAGGCUGACAGCCAUGACCCUGAAGACCAACCAGGUGGCCAUUGCGCAGACGCUGGAGUGUAAGGAGUCCGGCAGACAGUUCUGCAUUGCAGUCACCUACUUAAAAGCACGCACUGGCUGGGAGCGCUUCCGGUCAGCUCAGGGCUGCGACCUUUUCCAGAACCUGCAGAACAUCACCCAGGGAGCCAAUCCCCUGAUUGUCUGUGGGGAUUUCAACGCAGAGCCCACGGAGGUCUACAAACACUUCGCUUCCUCCAGCCUCAAUCUGAACAGCGCCUACAAGCUGCUGAGUCCUGAUGGACAGUCGGAGCCUCCACACACGACCUGGAAGAUCCGGACCUCGGGGGAGUGUCGCCACACCCUGGACUACAUCUGGUACUCCAAACAUGCUCUGAAUGUCACAUCUGCUCUGGAUCUACUCACUGAAGAACAGAUUGGACCCAACCGGCUCCCAUCCUUUCAUUAUCCUUCAGACCACCUGUCACUAGUGUGUGACUUCAGCUUCAGUGAGGGGCCUGAUGAACUUUUGUGAGCACUGUAUCAUUUUAAUCAUAAGAGUCUAAACCAGGGAUGUUUGGGAAACUGAAAUAUGACAAGAAGUUGCCUGAAAAAGGACACUAGUUUCUGCCACUGGACUCUCCAUCGUUUCCAGCAUGCCCUUGGAAAAGAAUUUGUUCACAAACCUUUCCAAAUUCAGACCUGCAGCAAAAAGGUGUUUGCACUCCAGUUUGGGCUUGUAAUGUUAAUUUUCCAUAUCGUUCUCCACCAUUUAAGGGCAUUAAAUCA